Molecule: messenger RNA, 2014 nt
Organism: Pyricularia grisea
Lineage: Eukaryota; Fungi; Ascomycota; Sordariomycetes; Magnaporthales; Pyriculariaceae
Exons: 6
Coding region: 885-1157 (90 amino acids)
Source: RefSeq, a predicted model, not a curated record
UAACUGACGACAUCUGCCCAAACCGUUGCGUGCACAACAGCAGCUCUUCUUAAACCCCCAUUUUUUAAACCCAACAGCCAAGUACCCCUUUGGUCGUUUUCGUUUUGAAAGACGGCACUCUUACACCCUUUUUCUUCUUCUCUUUUUUUUUUUUUUUUUUGGCUGCGCAUCGAAACCGAUCCCAACUCGCAACGACCAAGUCCCCGCUUGCUGUGUGUUGCUCCGACAAACAACCAAAACCGUUCGUUCCGACUCGUGUGCGGCCCGACGAUAAAACCCACGUAAAUUACCCCAACGACCCGGUCCGUAAGGCUGGUGCAGCGAUAGCACCUAGUACAAUAACCCACGGCAUCCGUAAAGCCGGAGGCGAGCACGACGAAAACCGUUAUUCGAAACAGCGAACAGAUAACCUGCCAAGAUGAGUAGUCCACGGAGGAGGAUCGAGACGGAUGUAAGUGCAGAUGUGAGAAGAUGUCCCGAAGAAGCCCUCAUAGCCUCGUAGCUAACAGGUUGAAAGGAUGAUGAGUGACUAUGAGGUCACCCUCGUCAACGACAACAUGUAAGCGUGGCACAUAACUAUUCCCAUCCGAUCACGAUGCAACGCUCCCGCGAGAGCGCACUUUCGCAACCACUUAUGAGUUCUAGACGAGACGGACGACGAGACUAAACAGUGUGGCUAUGAUAGGCAAGAGUUUUACGUUGUGUUCAAGGGUCCUGAAGAGACACCCUUUGAAGGCGGAACCUGGAAAGUUCACGUGGAGCUGCCAGAUCAGUACCCAUACAAGUCACCCAGCAUCGGAUUCGUGAACCGCAUAUUCCACCCAAACAUCGACGAGUUGUCGGGAUCUGUAUGUCUGGAUGUGAUAAAUCAAACAUGGUCGCCCAUGUUCGACAUGAUCAACAUCUUUGAGGUGUUUCUGCCACAGCUGCUCCGGUAUCCGAACCCGACCGAUCCGCUGAACGGUGAAGCGGCUGCACUGAUGCUUAGGGAACCCAAGUCGUACGAAUCCAAGGUUAAAGAGUACGUCCAAAGAUAUGCAAGCAAGGAGGCUGCGGCCGAUGCAGGAAAUGAGAGCGAGGAUGACAGCGACAUGUCGUCCGUGGCCAGCUUUGGUGACGAAGAUGAGGAGCCCGCCGGAACUAUGGACGACGUGUAGGGGUCCAACACUUCGUAGAUGUUGGCCUCAUCAAGCCUGAGGGUCAAAAUGAUAUCGAGUGUUACGUCACAGUCACUAUCGUGGUCUCUGUUGUCGAAGUUUCCGCACCCCGAGGACAGGUAUCUGGAAGGCUUCUUGGCCAGGCCGUCUGCCAGACCGUCAACGGAACCUUCAUCAUGAACCGGUCGUUCUGAACCUGCAACGGCAGGACGGAGAAAUUUGUGCAGACACUUGUUUGCCGGACUCGCCCUGAAGCAGGAGCAAUAACGACAGCGGUGAAAGCUCUUCGUUGCCAGGGGUCCUACGCGACGUUCGGCCUUGUCCUCGACAUGUGGGUAUUGGUCAUCACUGGGAUACACGCUUUCUUUUCGCGUUUUAUUGAUCUUCGCCACUCAAUCGAUCACACAGUCCAGGAGUUUAUGGGGCAUCAGGAACGGAUUAUGCUGGUUUUUCUUUCAUGACAUGCUGAAUUUGGCUGUCGACUUUGCUUUGAAAUCACGGGUUUAUUUUGCCGGUUCUCUUUUUUUUGUUUUUCUGCUUCGUUUUUGUCUACUUUUGGUACAGGCGUUCAUGAUACUCUCGUCUAUGUAGGUAAUUCCAGGACGCAAGUUGGCAGCUGCGGUGAGUAGCAAACUGCUUGACAGGAUGUGGGAGAAGUGUAAGCAAUGAAUAAACAGUUGUCAGGAUAUUAGUCUUGACAUGAAGAAAAACACAAUUGGAACUGCCUUACUUCGGCCGACUGAGAGGAUUUAGACUAGUAUAGACUAAAUCUAGUUUAGGUCAGCUACCUAGCCGUAAGGUAAAGACCUCUUUUUCAACGUGGGUUUUUCCACGUCGUUUUAGGGCUUGUGAUUUUU